Messenger RNA from Rotaria sordida, 597 nucleotides. Lineage: Eukaryota; Metazoa; Rotifera; Eurotatoria; Philodinida; Philodinidae. The record is from the annotation of a GenBank genome assembly.
AUGAGUAGCGUUCGUCUUUCAUUACUUUGUCUAUUUGUUGUUAUUUAUCCAAUUCAAUCGAGUAAUCCAAAUUGUAAAAGUAAUUACAAUACAAAUCCAAUUGUACGACAUGAACCUACUUUUGUAAGUUCUGUACCAAAUGAAAAACGUUUUGUUGUUGAAUCAGGUUAUAAUAAAAUAAAUAUUGUUCAUGUCUAUGGUGGUACACCAUAUGAUCCGGGUUAUGCAUUAGGUUCACUAAUGAGUAAAGAAUUAAAUGAACUUAUUCCUAAAUAUUUUGCUUAUUUGGAUAAAACAAUUGAAGAUGAAUUGACAAAAACUUCCACCACACUUGAUUGGGAUGAUAAAGCCUUUCUUGCUAAAUAUGCUAAAGUAACUGUCUAUUAUUCAAAUGCAUCAUAUGAAGGUUAUACAAAUCAUUUUCAUGAAUAUUAUAAACAACAAAAUUAUGCAUCACAUGCAUUUGCUAAUUUUGGUUAUCUCGAUCUUAUCGGAUCAAUUGGUGCAUAUAGUGGAACUUCAAUUGGUUCAGAUGAAAAAGUAUGGAUUACAAAAGAACAAAAUAUAACAACACGCUUUGGAAAAUGUUCUUCGUGA